AAUCCCGACCUGGACUGACUUCCUGCCCGGGAGGCCCCGCGGCCUCGGGCACUGGGCGCGGGCCAGGGGGCGGCGCCGCGCCGAGUCGGAGGCGCUUCCUGGGCGCCGCGGGAGCGGAGGAGCGGAGGAGCGGAGGAGCGGAGGAGCGGGCGGCGCGGGACGGCGCCAUGGAGGACGGCGUGCUCAAGGAGGGCUUCCUCGUCAAGAGGGGUCACAUUGUCCACAACUGGAAAGUGCGGUGGUUCAUUCUUCGGCAGAACACGCUUCUAUACUACAAGUUCGAGGGGGGUCGGAAAGUGACCCCUCCCAAGGGCUGCAUCCUUCUGGAUGGCUGCACCAUCACCUGCCCCUGCCUGGAGUAUGAAAAUCGCCCGCUCCUCAUUAAGCUGAAAACUCAGACAUCCACGGAGUACCUCCUGGAGGCUUGUUCUCGAGAGGAGAGGGACGCCUGGGCCUUCGAGAUAACAGGAGCCAUCCACGCGGGGCAGCCGGGGAAGGUCCAGCAGCUUCACCUGCUGAAGAACUCCUUCAAGCUGCCCCCUCACAUCAGCCUGCAUCGCAUCGUGGACAAGAUGCGCGACAGUACCUGUGGAAUCCGGCCAAGCCCCAACAUGGAGCAGGGAAGCACCUACAAAAAGACCUUCAUAGGCUCCUCCCUGGUGGACUGGCUCCUCUCCAGCGGCUUUGCCGCCAGCCGUCUGGAGGCUGUGACGCUGGCCUCGGUGCUCAUGGAGGAGAACUUCCUUCGGCCAGUAGGCACCCGAAGCACGGGAGCCAUUCGCUCGGGGGAUCUGUCUGAGCAGUUCCUGGAUGACUCCACUGCCUUGUACACAUUCGCUGAGAGCUGCAAGAAGAAGAUAAGUCCCAAGGAAGAAAUCAGUCUCAGCACCAUGGAGUUAAGUGGCACUGUGGUGAAGCAAGGCUAUCUGGCCAAGCAGGGGCACAAGAGGAAAAACUGGAAGGUGCGGCGCUUUGUUCUGAGGAAGGACCCGGCUUUUCUGCAUUACUAUGACCCUUCCAAAGAAGAGAACCGGCCAGUGGGUGGCUUUUCUCUUCGUGGCUCCCUGGUGUCAGCUCUGGAGGAUAAUGGCGUUCCCACUGGGGUUAAAGGGAAUGUCCAGGGAAAUCUCUUCAAAGUGAUUACUAAGGAUGACAUACACUAUUAUAUCCAGGCCAGCAGCAAGGCUGAGCGUUCAGAGUGGAUUGAAGCUAUCAAGAAGCUAACGUGACAAGGACCUGAGGGAAUGGGACUGAGAUGCCUCCCUCUACACAGGAUUUCCUGGACAAUGGGAGUAUGUUAAGAUUUUUAACUUUUUAUAUUUUGUACUGCUUUGGAGUGAGAUUGGUGGAGUACCUUAAAGCUGGCAGUGGUGCUAUUGCCUUCCCCACCUUCAUUUACAGUUAACCUGUAAAUGCUGAAGCAGCCUUGUCAGCCAAGUCAGCACCUUGACUUUUGCCCAUUAUCACAACCAGCCAUUCCUUGGGUACCAAAGUAGGUCUCCCUUGUCACACUAACUGGCCAUGUAAUACUGAACAAAACACUGUAACCUCAUGAUGGAGCUCUCGGAAAUGCUGUCAGCACCUCUUAACUCCUUUGGAAUAAAUAAAAAUUGACACUUGUUCCUGGC
This is a messenger RNA of Dama dama (fallow deer), 1628 nucleotides long. It is a transcript of the gene PLEK2, whose product is annotated as pleckstrin 2. Gene Ontology annotation, biological process: intracellular signal transduction; actin cytoskeleton organization. Lineage: Eukaryota; Metazoa; Chordata; Mammalia; Artiodactyla; Cervidae. The record is from RefSeq and is a predicted model, not a curated record. Gene Ontology annotation, cellular component: plasma membrane. The transcript has 9 exons. Bases 168 to 1229 code for a protein of 353 amino acids.